UCGUAGUCACUGUUAUCGCGUCUGCGAAUGGCGUCCUUGACUCGCCCGUCACUCGCGUACGUGUCUCGCGCCGCGGUGUUUUUUUGGACACCGUACUGUCUGUUGCGAGGAGACUCAGCGUUUCCGGCUUCCUCGUGCGAGAUUUCACAGCGGCGCGAUACGUCAGCGAAGUUGCUUUUUUUGGCAUCGAUCGUUAUUUGUAUCAAGUUCGGCGGGACAGAGGGAGGAAGACAAGAGAAUUGGUAAUAUUUCAGGGACGUUUUCUACAAAGAGAAAACAAAGCAUGAUGCAAAUGUAUUACUAUAGGACGUUUAAUCAUGCUGGUAGCGCAAGUUACGAACAUUUUACGAUUCGUCAUCAAUCUUCCUGUAACGUUUAUCUUGCGUGUUUCGAGGAGUUAUUAAUUUGACUCUGAUAAUUUCGCGUAUCAUGAAUAUAAAAGAGAAGGGGGGAAUAUGAAGCAGGACGGUAAUAUUAAGCAAGGCUGAUUUCUUAAACAAUCGUUGCAAUCUAUUAGUAAUUGAAAUAAACAACCAUUACAUAAGCAUAAACAUAACUAUUAAUCGACACACUAUAAUUAAUAUGUUAAAUUUAUCAAUCAAAAUAGGAAAAAAAAAUAUUUAAUCUUUGUAAAAAGUUUUAAAUCGAAAUGGCUUUUCUAUAGUGUUAUAAAUAAUGUGGCACUGACACCAGAGCUUUUUGGUAGCCGAUAAGAAUUCUGAGGGAAAAUUCAUACCUUGGUAGAAAAACAGAAACUAAUGGUCGCACUGGAGUCAGCUGGUAGUCGACAGUUUCUGCUUUUCUACCAGCACGAAUUCUAAUUGGUUUUUGUUUUUCUGCCAAAAUUUUUUUAUUUGCGACUUUAGUUCAUAGGCUUAAAGGACUUUUACAUAAUUUGAACUAUUCGGCUCAAUUUUCUUAGUUUUCAUAGAAAAUUUUUUAAUUUUCAUUUUUAACUUGUGAUUUUUAUAUUCAAAGGAAUUUAAUAAAAGAAGUUGUUUUAAUAUCAAUAACUUUAUAAUGUGCUUUUGUAACAGUUGAUUUUUUCCUAAUGAUUAUGAAUACAUUAUAAGAGAUAUAUUUAUUAAACAUUUCUGACGGUUGUUGAUAUAAUCAUUGCAUUUAAUAUUGCAUUUUUCGUCUAAAAUAAGAAAGUGGUUCCACCUUCUUCCUUAGCAAUUAAACGCGUUAAAUACACUUAUUUGACGUAAUUUGACAUCUUCUAGUUCUAAUUUAGGCAUUUCAGGUCGAAAUAAUUGCGUCUAAGUAUUCGUGCAUCGUCUAACUCAGAGUCUCGUCUCAUAUUUAAACAGUUAGUAAGUAUUCAACGCGUGAAAAGCUCAACAUAAAGUUAAUGCAUAACAGUUAACUAAUAAAGAAACCUUCAAUUUUUAAUCAACUAUCGCGACGUAUGAAUAACAUUUAGAUAUGGUACUCCCAACUCGGGAACAUCCAAGCCGAAAGAACUUUGUAUCACAGUAUAGUUAUAAAUUAGUAUAUGUUAUAAAUUUCAUACCGUAUAGCUAACAAAGGACAAAAGCCGAUGCGAUCGGUCAACAGUCGAUAUGAAAGCUAAGGACCUUCAAAUUGAUAAGUGAAUUUUACCAUUGAUUCUCCCUUUAUCUUUGAUACAACGUCAGAUAUGAGUAAUACGGUAACUGAUAGGGAAGCUUCGAAAGAUCCGACUGAUUCGAGUCAGCGAGCUAUCGGAAAUGAUACACCGUCUAGUAGUUUCGAUCGUGGAAAACCAGACAAGCGAUCUAUAGUCUCCGCGAUAAGCCAGAAGAUCAGAUCGAAACUGCUCACCCUCGGUAACCCUCUAAAGCGUCUGAUGAAGUCGAAGAACUCCGAGGAGGAGGACGCGAAUCGUCGCGAAGUUAGUCCGCGCGUCUCCGAGAGAAUCGCGAAUAUUGGCAAUGUGAGCGGACAAAGUGCGGCGAAGAGCAAUACCUCGGUGUAUCGGGCCGAGUAUCUCGUCGCGGAUGCAAGGACGCGCGAAUCUUGCCAGGACCUCGGCAGUCAUUUCUCCGAAGUCGACCCCGAUGAACCUUCGACCUCCGUGGCGAACACCGAGCUCUCCGCGGGCACCUCCGAUCGCGAUGUCGGGAGAACGGAGCCGAACGAGAAUCCGCGAAGUACAACAGUGACGUCGAUGACUUCCACAUCGCUCGGGAGUGAGUGGACCGAUACAGUCUCGAGUUCCACGAACACCGAGGAAGUGUCGGAGGCGGACUUCAUGAGCGUGUUACAUCGCGGCACCAUCAUCGCAGUAGCACCUAUGACGUUCUCCGCUCAAUUUGGAAGCGAGAUUAGCGACGCGUCCGGAACGGUGGAGUCGAGAACGCAAGAUCAGAGGAUAGGCCGGGACGAUCCGCGGGAUUUUUACGAUAGUCCUCUGCACAUGGUGAUUCGUAAGCCAAUUUUUCCGCGGGAAGACGAGUCCAGCAUAUACUGAAAUUACGCCGAGCCCUUAAUUAUUGCGAGGAGUCCCUCCCCGAGGAGUCCCUCCGCUGGUAUCGCCACGUAUUAAUGAACUGUCGAUGAAGAUUUGACAAAUAAAACCUUUCGCAUGAA
This is a messenger RNA of Odontomachus brunneus, 2574 nucleotides long. RefSeq lists its product as uncharacterized. The transcript has 5 exons. The record is from RefSeq and is a predicted model, not a curated record. The coding region runs from base 1643 to 2455 and encodes 270 amino acids. NCBI's taxonomy places the organism in Eukaryota, Metazoa, Arthropoda, Insecta, Hymenoptera, Formicidae.